AUGUGGUGCACCUUCAUCGUUGCGGCUGUUAUAGUCGUCCUUAAUACUGGUGUCAAUGCAAAGCCUCCAUCGAAAAUCUUGGACGGAAGUGGAACGGAUAUCAAAGACGCUCCAUUCACGGUGAUGCUUCUUGAUGAUGCAAACUUAGAGUCACCCGCUGGAAUAACUUGCGGUGGUACGAUCAUUGGAAAAAAACAUAUUCUCACCGCAGCCCACUGUCUUGGAUAUCGUUUAGAAGAUGAUGAGGUAAACCAUGAUUACAAAUGGCUGCGGGUUGUGGCGGGUGUAAGCUCCCACCAGUGUGGUGGUAAAAUAUAUGAGAUAUCGAAGGCUUAUAUUCAUCCUGACUACAGUGGCAUUCUGUACAAUGAAAACGAUGUCCGUGCGGAUAUAGCAGUUCUGGAGCUCAAGGACAGGAUAAUCUUCAGUCCAAAGCGGAAACCAAUUCGACUAGGAAGUGACCCGCCACCGUCCCAUUCUCAAGGUAUCAUCUUCGGAUGGGGUGAUACACAUCCUUCGAGAUUAUCGGCCCCUAGUAUUCUGCAAAAAUCGGUUCAAACUGUUUAUCAAUACGAUGCUUGUAAGGUUAUUGAACCGGAUUUGGGGUAUCGUAAGGAUGAGUUAUGUAUAUCCGCCAGUUUUGGAAAUUCAUUCUGCAGAGGGGAUAGCGGUGGUCCUCUGAUAGUGCAGAGAAAACUUGUUGGUGUGAUAUCCAAUGGUUAUGAGUGCGGAAACGUUGAACCGGGUGCGGUAUCUAGUGUUGCGUAUUACAAGGCCUGGAUCGAAGAUGCCGUCAGGGGAACAGCAGAAUCCAAAAUACUUCCAUUUGUAAUAAAUGAUCCCCAGAGCUCCGAUAGCGACGAUGAGUGA
Molecule: messenger RNA, 870 nt
Organism: Diachasmimorpha longicaudata
Lineage: Eukaryota; Metazoa; Arthropoda; Insecta; Hymenoptera; Braconidae
Product: hypodermin-A-like
Exons: 4
Coding region: 1-870 (289 amino acids)
Biological process (GO): proteolysis
Molecular function (GO): serine-type endopeptidase activity
Source: RefSeq, a predicted model, not a curated record